AUGUUGUACCUAACUUCAACCCCCAAGUCCAUAGGGGCAUUAUUGGUCCAAGAUGAAGAUGGAGCAGAACGCCCGGUGUAUUACAUCAGCCGGAAGAUUCGAGGAGCAGAAGUCCGAUAUACUCCGGUAGAGAGACAUUGUUUAGCUUUGGUAUUCACCGCCCAAAAGCUCAGACAUUACUUCUUAGCACACCAGAUUCAGAUUGUUACUAAAAGUGAUCCAAUCCGAUACCUCCUCAGUAAGCCUGCUCUAACCGGGAAGGUGGCAAGAUGGUUGUUAGCACUGGGUGAAUUCGAGAUCACAUGUGUAGCCCCCAAGGCGAUCAAAAGCCAAGCCUUAGCUGAUCUCCUUGCCCAAUUUCCAAGUGGUGACUAUGAACCAGUGAAUGAAGAAUUAAGAGGAGAGGUGCACACAGCUAUGGCUUCCGAGGAAAGCUUCUGGACAUUGAGCUUUGACGGAGCAGCAGCCGGAAGGAAGGGAGGAACCGGGACAGUCCUUACAAGCAAAAGUGGGGAAAAGUUAUAUUUAUCUUAUAAACUGGAUUUCCAUUGUUCGAAUAACGAAGCCGAGUAUGAGGCUCUUAUUUUAGGCUUAAUAGCAGCUGAGAAGCACAUCCAAAGGCUUCUUGACAAAUUUCAGAAGGUCGAAAUAGAGCAUGUGCCUCGCUCCGACAACAAGUUUUCAGAUGCCCUCACAACAUUAGGGGCAAGCGUUGACAUUCCAGAGAAGGAGGCGACAAUUGUUAUCAAGAAGAUAACAGAACCUUCAAUAAUACCUGAAAACAAAGACGUUCCGGAGGAUUGGAGAGGAGGAGUUCUCGAACAACUCAGAAGCAAAGUUGGAAAACUGACUAUGGCCAAGCAUGCCCAAUUCAUAAUAAUUCAAGGUGAACUUUACUUCCGAGGAGGUACCGUAUUCCUAGCCCGGUGUGUUGACCAACAAGAAGCAAGCUUCCGACUACAAUAG
This is a messenger RNA of Camellia sinensis, 966 nucleotides long. Lineage: Eukaryota; Viridiplantae; Streptophyta; Magnoliopsida; Ericales; Theaceae. The record is from RefSeq and is a predicted model, not a curated record.